AUGUCUUCCGAAGCCGCCAACUCGACGUCGCCCGUCCAGGACGGUGCUGCUGAGCCCAGCGUCGCCCAGAUCGACACCAGCGUCCCCGCCGCCCAGGGCGAUGCCCCCACCCCCACGACGGCCGCGCCCGCCCACCAGAACUCUGCGUCGCUCUACGUCGGCGAGCUCGACCCCUCCGUCACCGAGGCCAUGCUCUUCGAGCUGUUCUCGUCCAUCGGCCAGGUCGCCUCGAUCCGUGUGUGCCGUGACGCCGUGACGCGUCGCUCGCUCGGCUACGCCUAUGUUAACUACAACAGCUCUGAGGACGGCGAGAAGGCCCUCGAGGAGCUGAACUACACCGUCGUCAAGGGCAGGCCCUGCCGCAUCAUGUGGUCCCAGCGCGACCCCGCCCUGCGCAAGACCGGCCAGGGCAACGUCUUCAUCAAGAACCUCGACCACGCCAUCGACAACAAGGCUCUCCACGACACCUUUGCCGCUUUCGGUAACAUCUUGAGCUGCAAGGUCGCUCAGGACGAGACGGGCAGCUCCAAGGGCUACGGCUUCGUCCACUACGAGACCGCCGAGGCUGCCAACAACGCCAUCAAGCACGUUAACGGCAUGCUUCUGAACGAAAAGAAGGUCUUCGUCGGUCACCACAUCCCCAAGAAGGAGCGCAUGAGCAAGUUCGAGGAGAUGAAGGCCAACUUCACCAACAUCUACGUCAAGAACAUCGACCUGGAUGUCAGCGAUGACGAGUUCCGUGACCUCUUCGAGAAGCACGGCGACAUCACCUCUGCCUCGAUUGCUCGCGAUGAGCAGGGCAAGAGCCGUGGCUUCGGCUUUGUCAACUACAUCAGGCACGAGGCUGCAUCCGUCGCUGUCGACACCCUCAACGACACCGACUUCCGUGGCCAGAAGCUCUACGUUGGCCGUGCGCAGAAGAAGCACGAGCGCGAGGAGGAGCUGCGCAAGCAGUACGAGGCGGCCCGCAUCGAGAAGCAGUCCAAGUACCAGGGUGUCAACCUGUACAUCAAGAACCUUGGCGACGAGGUCGACGAUGAGAAGCUCCGCGACAUGUUCACUCCUUUCGGCACCAUCACAUCGGCCAAGGUCAUGCGUGAUGCUAUGCCUGCCGAGCGGUCCGACUCCCCGUCCGACGAGAAGAAGGACGACAAGGAGGAGAAGACCGAAGACAAGGAGGAGGAGAAGCCAGAGGAGAAAGAGGAGAAGAAGGAGAGCGAGGACGAGGCCAAGGAGGGUUCCUCUGACGAGAAGAAGGAGGAGACCAAGGCUGGCGACAAGGUCACCAUCAAGGGCGAGAAGAAGAUUCUUGGUAAGAGCAAGGGUUUCGGGUUCGUCUGCUUCAGCAACCCCGAUGAGGCCACCAAGGCCGUCACAGAUAUGAACCAGAAGAUGUUUGACGGCAAGCCUCUCUACGUUGCUCUCGCCCAGCGCAAGGAGAUCCGCAAGAACCAGCUCGAGGCUACCAUCCAGGCCCGCAACCAGCUCCGCAUGCAACAGCAACAGCAGCAGCAGUUCGGUGCCAUUCCCCAGAUGUUCAUUGCUCCUGGUCAGCAGCCCAUGAUGUUCCCCCCCAACGCUCGUGGACAGAUGCCCUUCCCUGCCGGCAUGCCUGGCCAGCAGGGUGGUCGUGGCGCUGGCUUCCCUGGUGGAAUGCCUCAGCAAGCUGGCCGUGGUGGACCGAACGCUCAACAGAUGCCCCCAAUGUACAUGCCACCUGGCAUGGCCCCUGGUGCUUUCCCUCCGUACAUGAACCCUCAGUACCUGCAGUUGGCCCAGGCUGCUCAACAGGCGAUGGGUGGUCGUGGCGGACGUGGUGCUGGCCCUAUGGCCCCUAUGCCUGGUAUGCCUCAGGCUCAGAUGGCCGGUGUCCCUGGUAUGCGUGGCGGUCAAGGCUUCCCUCAACAGGGUGCUGGUCGUGGUGGCAUGCCCCAAGGCCGACCUGGUCAGCCUCCCAUGCCUGGCUUCCCUCAGGGUGGUCGUCCCGCUACUGGCGGCCCUGCUGGAGUUGACAUGUCUACACUCAACAACGCUCCUCCGGGUCAGCAGAAGCAGAUGCUCGGCGAGGCUCUCUACCCCAAAAUCCACGAGAUGCAGCCCGAACUGGCUGGCAAGAUCACCGGUAUGCUCCUUGAGAUGGACAACAGCGAGUUGAUCAACCUCACCUCCGAUGAGUCCGCUCUUCGUGCCAAGGUCGAUGAGGCUAUGAGCGUCUAUGAUGAAUAUGUCAAGAACAAAGACGGUGAGGGCGAGAAAGAAGCUCCCAAGGAAGAGCCCAAAGAAGACAAGGCUUAA
Messenger RNA from Dothidotthia symphoricarpi CBS 119687, 2295 nucleotides. Its product is annotated as polyadenylate binding protein. Gene Ontology annotation, cellular component: ribonucleoprotein complex. NCBI's taxonomy places the organism in Eukaryota, Fungi, Ascomycota, Dothideomycetes, Pleosporales, Dothidotthiaceae. The transcript has 2 exons. The coding region runs from base 1 to 2295 and encodes 764 amino acids. The record is from RefSeq and is a predicted model, not a curated record. Gene Ontology annotation, molecular function: RNA binding.